Molecule: messenger RNA, 2378 nt
Organism: Bombina bombina (fire-bellied toad)
Lineage: Eukaryota; Metazoa; Chordata; Amphibia; Anura; Bombinatoridae
Product: CD82 antigen
Exons: 11
Coding region: 299-1114 (271 amino acids)
Cellular component (GO): membrane
Source: RefSeq, a predicted model, not a curated record
ACUUUGCUUCUCACUCUGUAUUUGAGUAAAAGAGGAGAAGCAGCUGGAGCUUUUGUUGCAUUCAUCUUAUUUCUUACUAAAGAACAUAUCUCCUGGAAUUCAAUUGAAAGAAAACCGAUUAUUAUGGGUUUCCUCUGGUCCAUCACUGGCUUCAAUCGUUAAAACAUCUAAAUGGCACAUAUUGGCACCAUAAAGACAUAGCUCAAGUUUCGCACAUUUGUCUCGUAUUUCAAGACAACCACGCAGAUCUACAGCUGGCAAGAAAGAUCAGUGAUUGCCACAAAGGAAGUAAAAGAAGAUGGGUAUCAAGGGCUGCAUGAGCAUCACAAAGUAUUUCCUGUUUGUAUUCAACCUGCUUUUCUUUAUUUUAGGAGGCGUGUUACUGUGUUUUGGACUUUGGAUCCUCUUUGACAGGAGCAGUUUUGCUUCCAUGUUAGGGUCCACCACUCCCACCUUGAAGAUUUGGUGCUAUGUGUUCUCUGGUGUGGGUAUCCUCACAAUGCUGCUAGGAUUUCUGGGCUGUCUUGGGUCACUCAAGGAAAUUAAAUGCUUGCUGGGAUUUUAUUUUGCCUUCCUUCUCCUGCUGUUUGCAGCUCAGAUCACCAUUGGCGUCCUGGUCUACACCCAAAGAAAUAAUAUAAAAACCUCUGCUGGAAAAUACGUUGAAGACCUUAUUAAGAGUUAUGGUUUAUAUUCAAACCAAACAGAUAUAGAGGAGAGUUGGGACUUUGCUCAAGAAAAGAUGAAGUGCUGUGGCUGGAAUGCUCCUGAAGAUUGGUUGCAGAAUCCAAAGAUUAGCAGCAAUUCCUCUGUUAGCUUGUAUCCCUGCUCCUGCAGGAAUAUUACGCGGGACCGCUCAUAUGCAUUCAGCAAUACUUCCAUUGAAAGCAGCGACUCAAGGAGCCAUUUCUGUCAAGCCAGUUCCAAGGAUAACUGGCCUGUGUAUCACACUGGUUGUAUGAACCGAAUCCAAACCUGGUUGCAAAACAACAUUAUCACUGUCGUUGGAGUGUGCAUAGGAAUCUCUUUGUUGGAGCUCUUUGUCAUGACGUUAUCGAUGUGUCUGUGUAGAAAUCUGGACCAAAACUACAACAAGCUGGCUCGUUAUUCCUAGGAGGUUCUUCCAACUCAGCACAAGGGACAAGGACAGGAGAUCGGACAUGAGGUCACAGCCAAGAAGCUCUCUUUUUACUUUCUGCUUCUAUAAAUGCACCACUAGAUGGUCACCCGUUCAUUUCUAGAGACUUGCUCUGCACCUACACAACAAAAAAUAGCUAAAUCCUCACAUAUGAAAACCAUCUGUUCAACCUCAUUAUUUCUAUAUCUGGCCACAACUUGUUCUAGGAAGAUCAUAGAGAAACAGAAAGUGUAUUUUUAUUCUCAUUUAUGUAUCCACUCAUAAUUCAACUGAGAGGUGCACUUUAGUGUGAGUGACUGCGUCAUUUUCUAGUUAGUAAUAGGGAUAGAUUUAUAAAGGGUUACCAGUUUCAGUAUUUUAACCCAUUGGUGGUGUGAUGGCCAGUGAUAUACUAUUGCUAAGUUCAGCACUGCUGAUGCAUUUAAUAAAGGGGAUAUUCAACAGGUUUUGUUUUUUACUGUUCUGGUUUCUACAGAACAAUUGGGACCUCUAGAGGUGAUUUUAGGUAUUAAAGAUAGUCUUUUUCUAGAAUUUGUAGUAUUUACUGCCGUUGAUUGAGUUGUGCAAUACCAGUUGGGGUAGGCUGUUUGUUUAGUACUUAUUUGCAGCUUUUUCAUAGUUGUUUUUCCCCCUGUCUUAAAGCAAUGAUCCAAAGAUUAGUAAGGCCAAAUAAACAUGUUAGGCUUUCUCUGCAGUUUGUUUGCUGUAGCAAAGCUGAGAUAUAUAUUUUUUUCAGCAUGACUGAAGAGCGAAGUAAGCGGUGUUUGUAAUAGAUUAUUCUAUAAAGACUAGAGGUAAUAAAGGUUAUAUUUAAUCUUAGACAAACUACUGGUAAAUAUAGGGAAAGGUCUAUUUAUAUAAUUGAUGACAUAGUGAAAUUAAUAGCAAAUGCAAACAUUGCAUUUUUAUUCAUGUUCCUUUAAAUUGUUUAAAGUUUACUGUGGUUUCAAAUGUUUGUGAUGAGCACAAAACUCACAAGAAGGGAUAUCCCAUAAUUCAGCAGGAAAGUUCAGUCCCUGAAUGCAUUGAGUGAAAGGGAUGACAAUCACUAGAUUCUGCCUUAAAACAGUUUCAUUUUAUGUUACGUGAAAAAUUGUUUGCUAAACAAAUAAGCUGUUCAAGAUGAAUAGUCCUGCGUUUAUGUAACAAACUCUUAGUAUUGUACAGUGUUUUUAAUAUGUAUACAAUUUUGUAUGUUUUCAUUAACAGUAUUUGCAUGGGAUUUAAUAAAUCUUUUUUU